Messenger RNA from Sorex fumeus (smoky shrew), 2549 nucleotides. It is a transcript of the gene SLCO1A2, whose product is annotated as solute carrier organic anion transporter family member 1A2. NCBI's taxonomy places the organism in Eukaryota, Metazoa, Chordata, Mammalia, Eulipotyphla, Soricidae. Gene Ontology annotation, cellular component: membrane. The record is from RefSeq and is a predicted model, not a curated record. Gene Ontology annotation, molecular function: protein binding; bile acid transmembrane transporter activity. Gene Ontology annotation, biological process: transmembrane transport; sodium-independent organic anion transport; bile acid and bile salt transport. Bases 241 to 2253 code for a protein of 670 amino acids. The transcript is spliced from 15 exons.
GUUUCCGUGAAUGAGCAGUGGUGCCCCAGAAAGUGUUUCCCUUCUUCAGACUCCAGGGAAGUCUUGGAACGCAAAGAACUUGAAGAGGGAGACUAGCCAAACAGAUUUUUGAGCCUUGGUAGGCUUUCUGGAGCAGACUUCUAGCACAAACACAAAUCAAAGCCUGUGUAUUCUUAAAAGCAGCAUUUCAUGAGAGAAUUAAGAAAUAUCAAGAUUUAAAACACAAAACCUUGGGAUACUAUGAAGAGCAACAUGGGAGAAACCGACAAAAGAAUUGAAACCUAUAGUAUAAGAUGUCUUUCCAAGUUAAAGAUGUUUCUGUUGGCGAUAACAUGUGCUUAUGUAUCCAAAACUCUAUCCGGAUCUUAUAUGAAUUCCAUGCUCACACAAAUAGAGAGACAAUUCAAUAUCCCAACAUCUCUCGUUGGAUUUAUUAAUGGGAGCUUUGAGAUUGGAAAUCUUUUGUUGAUUAUAUUUGUGAGUUAUUUUGGAACAAAACUGCAUAGACCCAUAAUGAUUGGUGUCGGAUGUCUAGUUAUGGGUCUGGGAUGUUUCUUACAAUCACUGCCUCAUUUUCUCAUGAAACGAUAUGAAUAUGAAUCUACAGUUUCAGUUUCAGGCAAUCUCUCCUCAAACAGUUUCUUGUGUAUGGAAAAUGGAACCGCGAUUUUCAGACCAACAGAAGAUCCAUCAGAAUGUGUGAAAGAUGUGAAAUCAUUCAUGUGGGUGUAUGUCCUGGUAGGAAAUGUUAUACGUGGAAUUGGCGAAACUCCGGUCAUGCCUUUGGGUCUGUCCUACAUAGAAGAUUUUGCCAAAUCUGAAAACUCUCCUUUAUAUAUUGGGUUUAUAGAAACAGGAGCUAUCAUUGGCCCCUUGAUUGGACUUCUACUAGCGUCAUUCUGUGCAAAUGUUUAUGUUGACACUGGAUCUGUGAGUACAGAUGAUCUGACCAUAACCCCCACUGAUAGUCGUUGGGUUGGUGCAUGGUGGUUUGGCUUUUUGAUUUGUGCAGGAGUGAAUGUGCUUACCGCCAUUCCUUUUUUCUUUUUACCCAAAACGCUUCCAAAGGAAGGACUAAAGGAAAAUGCUGAGAUCACUAGAAAUGAUGAUGAAGAGAAACAAAGAGAGAUCAAGAAGGAAAAGGGUGGAAUCACUAAAGAUUUUUUACCAUUCAUGAAAAGUCUUUUAUGCAACCCAGUUUACAUGCUUUUUAUACUAAUAAGUGUGCUACAGUUCAAUGCAUUUGUUAAUAUGAUUUCCUUCAUGCCUAAAUAUCUGGAACAGCAAUAUGGAAAAUCUUCUUCAGAUGCAAUCUUCCUCAUUGGUAUUUAUAAUUUACCCCCAAUAUGCAUUGGAUACAUUGUUGGUGGUUUAAUUAUGAAGAAAUUCAAGAUCACUGUCAAGCAGGCUGCCCACAUAGGGUGCUGGUUAUCUUUAAUUGAGUAUCUCCUCUAUUUCUUAAGUUUUCUCAUGAUUUGUGAUAACUCUUCAGUUGCUGGUGUAACUACCUCUUAUAAUGGGAUACCACAGAAGUUAUAUGUGGGAGAUUCUAUUCUCUCUGACUGUAACAUGGCUUGCAACUGCCCAACUAAAACAUGGGACCCGGUGUGUGGAGAAAAUGGUUUGUCCUACAUGUCAGCUUGUCUUGCUGGCUGUGAGACAUCAGUUGGAACAGGAAUAAACAUGGUGUUCCAAAACUGUAGCUGCAUUCGAACAUCAGGAAAUUCAUCUGCAGUUCUUGGGCUUUGUGACAAAGGCCAGGGCUGUGCUAUGAUGCUCCAGUACUUUUUAAUCUUGUCAGCCGUCAGCAGUUUCAUCUAUUCUUUAUCCGCCAUACCUGGUUACAUGGUUCUCCUAAGAUGCAUCAAGUCUGAAGAGAAGUCACUUGGUGUGGGAUUACAUGCAUUUUCCACAAGAGUAUUUGCUGGGAUUCCUGCACCUAUAUAUUUUGGUGCAUUAGUGGACUCCACAUGUUUACACUGGGGAACUUUGAAAUGUGGUGAGUUAGGUGCAUGCAGGAUAUAUGAUUCCAUCAACUUCAGAUACAUCUACCUCGGGCUGCCCGCAGCUCUAAGGGGAUCGAGCUAUGUUCCAGCCUUUCUGGUCCUUUUCAUUUUGAGAAAGCGUCGUCUACCUGGUGAAGAGGCCUCUUCGGGAACGGUGCUGGAAGAAGCGACGGUUUCAGGGAAGGAAAAUGAUAAGCACCCACAUUCCAAUGACUGGAAUGAUGAAGAACUGAAAACGAAACUGUAAUGCCUUGGCAGGUCGAAAACAGAAGACAACACAAGACAGCUAAUUUGUUCUUAAAAUAAAUAGAGGUACUACAGGUAAUGUGUUCUUAUCUUUAAGAACCUCAACUUUUGUUUUUUUACUUGAUUAAAAGAGAAAUGUUCACUACUGAUGGUAUUUUUGAGACAUCAAUGGGACUUGAGAAUUUUCACCAAGAGCAAAAACAUCUCAAAAUAGAAUAUUUAGAGUCAGCUUUACUUUUAUGUGAAAGUAAGCUAUUUCUUUUUUAACUCCUGCAUAAUAAAGGUAUAUUAAAAACA